UCGUGUAGGAGUUAUUGACUUGGAUCCAAAGUACAUUGUAGAGAGUCCUGCUGGUUCCUUGGUUUCUGGGUCAAUUAGUUAGACAUUAAUAUCAUGUUUUUCGCGAUCCGUUGCUUCAUCCCUCGCAUGUCCCGUCUUGCACAAUGCCGUUUUAUCAACAAAGGACACUCGUUAAAACACAACAUCAUCUUGAAUUCCAGUGCUGUGCAUGCGCGUGUAUGUCACAGAAUGGUGGGUUGGAGCGCGUGGUUUCUGCUUUCCGGUCAGUGUGUGGAGAAGAUGGCGUGUCCUUAAGCCAAGCUGUCAGAGAGCAACAUGGCAGAGACGAAUCAGUACACAGGUGCUGUCCUCCUGACGUGGUGGUGUGGCCACGGUCAGUGGAGGAGGUCAGUGCUCUUGCCAAGAUCUGCAACCAUCAUUGCCUUCCCAUCAUCCCCUUCGGCACCGGGACAGGUCUGGAGGGUGGCGUCGGAGCUCUGAAGGGCGGAGUGUGUUUCAGCCUGAGGAACAUGGACAGUGUGCUGGACCUCCAUGAGGAAGACUUUGACGUAACGGUGGAGCCAGGUGUGACACGCAAGGCCCUCAACUCUUACCUGAGAGACACGGGCCUGUGGUUCCCUGUGGAUCCUGGUGCAGAUGCAUCUCUGUGUGGCAUGGCAGCCACCAGUGCCUCGGGCACCAACGCAGUGCGCUACGGCACCAUGAAGGAGAACGUGUUGAACCUGGAGGUGGUCCUGGCUGACGGCUCCAUCCUCCACACCGCAGGGCAACGCCGCAGGCCCAGGAAGACGUCUGCAGGCUACAACCUGACCAACCUGUUUGUGGGCUCUGAGGGCACGCUGGGGGUCAUCACCAAGGCAACGCUGCGUCUCUACGGUGUCCCUGAGGCCGUGGUGUCGGCCGUGUGCUCCUUCCCCUCUGUCCAGGCUGCUGUGGACAGCACGGUGCAGGUCCUGCAGGCAGGGGUGCCCAUCGCUCGCAUUGAGUUCCUGGAUGACGUGAUGAUAGCAGCAUGUAACCGGUUCAGCUCCCUCUCCUACCCAGUCUGCCCCACCCUCUUCCUGGAGUUCCACGGGACUGAGAAGAGCCUGGAGGAGCAGGUGACCUCCACAGAGGAAAUCGUCCAGGAGAACGGGGGGUCAGACUUCAGCUGGGCGCGGGACCCAGAGACACGAGGGCGUCUGUGGAAGGCUAGGCACGACGCCUGGUACGCUGCCCUGGCUCUGAGACCAGGCUGCAAGGCAUACUCCACAGAUGUGUGUGUGCCUCUGUCCCACCUCCCUCAGAUCAUCGUGGACACCAAAAGGGACCUGAUCCAGAACCACCUCACAGGGCCGAUUGCAGGUCAUGUGGGGGAUGGGAAUUUCCACUGUAUCAUGGUGCUGGACCCAGAGGAUCAGGAUGAGGUGGAGAGGGUUCACCUCUUCACUGACAGACUCGCCAGGCGUGCCCUGGCCCUGGAUGGCAGCUGUACUGGGGAACACGGUGUGGGUUUGGGGAAGCGUGUUCUGCUGAGGGAAGAGGUGGGGCCCCAGGCCAUGGAGGUCAUGCAGGGCCUCAAGGCUUCCCUGGACCCCAAGAACUUGAUGAAUCCUGGGAAGGUUCUGUAGCCUGCUGUGUUUCCAGUAUAGCCUCCUGUUCUCUGCUCUGUUUGGCCCAUGACCCAGUCCUGAUCAUGUGAUACACUCCCUGGUAAACUGUCUGUUCUAACACAUGGGUUCAAUAUCUGAGACCAGCUGGAACCAGAGGAGCUAGGAACCCCAUUACACGUUAUUAUAUUACAUUGUACCAGCAAAAUAUAUUUUAAUCUAAUCUAUUAAAUUAAAUUUGGUCUUCUAUUGAUCUACAGGCCAGAUGGCUAGUCUUCUCUACUAUGAAGCAGCAAUGUGGUAUUAUGUGAGUUUAUAACUUAUAUAUGUUAUAUAUGUGCAAGCCAGGGAGGUUACUGAGUCUUCACCUGAGCAUGCCAUACAGUAAAUAGCACUGGCACAUGCAGUACAUCUCCCAGCCACCAGACGUCAGUAGUGUGAUGUUUUGUGUUUCUGUCAUAAGCACCAAGAAUAAAACAGUUAAUGUA
Osmerus eperlanus (European smelt) is the source of this 2077-nucleotide messenger RNA. It is a transcript of the gene ldhd, whose product is annotated as lactate dehydrogenase D. Gene Ontology annotation, biological process: lactate catabolic process. Bases 144 to 1610 code for a protein of 488 amino acids. Gene Ontology annotation, cellular component: mitochondrion. NCBI's taxonomy places the organism in Eukaryota, Metazoa, Chordata, Actinopteri, Osmeriformes, Osmeridae. The transcript has 11 exons. The record is from RefSeq and is a predicted model, not a curated record. Gene Ontology annotation, molecular function: D-lactate dehydrogenase (NAD+) activity; FAD binding; D-lactate dehydrogenase (cytochrome) activity.